This is a messenger RNA of Eleginops maclovinus (Patagonian blennie), 3111 nucleotides long. RefSeq names its product tropomodulin 2 (gene tmod2). The record is from RefSeq and is a predicted model, not a curated record. NCBI's taxonomy places the organism in Eukaryota, Metazoa, Chordata, Actinopteri, Perciformes, Eleginopidae. The transcript is spliced from 10 exons. Bases 221 to 1261 code for a protein of 346 amino acids. Gene Ontology annotation, biological process: pointed-end actin filament capping; actin filament organization; myofibril assembly. Gene Ontology annotation, cellular component: striated muscle thin filament; myofibril; cytoskeleton. Gene Ontology annotation, molecular function: tropomyosin binding.
UCUGGCUCUCCCUUCCUGUGUUACCGCCCUUGGGCUGAGCGAGAAAUCAAGCACUGGAGACAUUGCAUUCAUUGGGAAGACUGGCGAUAUUUGGAGAUUCUUUAGUUAGGUCCCAUUAACCUCAGGUAGCCUCCCCCUGGUCUGGAACAGUGAGCCCGAGAGGAAACAUUGUGGCUGUGGUCUGCUGUUCAGUGUUGCUAAGCAAGAUUUAGCCCGCACCAUGGCGUUGUCGUUCAAGAAGGACCUGGAGAAGUACAAGGAUCUCGAUGAAGAUGAGAUCCUCAACAACCUGUCGGCGGAGGAGCUCAAACAGCUGGAGACGGCCCUCGAGGAGAUGGACCCUGAGAAUGCUCUUCUCCCAGCGGGCUUACGUCAGAAGGACCAGACGGUCAAGCAAGACACAGGGACGUUCAGCAGGGAAAGCCUUCUCAAAUACCUGGAGAAGGAAGCCAUGGAGUACAAGGACCGAGAUGAUGUAGUGCCCUUCACUGGGGAGAGAAAAGGUAAAGUAUUCAUUCCCAAGCAGAAACCAAUAGAAACACGCCAAGAGGAAAUCACAACCCUCGACCCAGAGUUAGAGGAAGCCCUGUCCAGCGCCACUGACACGGAACUGUGUGAUCUAGCAGCGAUACUGGGUGUUCACACGCUGGUCACCAGCAGUCAGACGUAUGAUGGGACCUCCUCUAAAGAGGGUUACAACAAUGUGAUCAAAGGGGAGAAGAUGAACCCAGUAUUUGAUGAGCCCCCCAAUCCCACUAAUGUUGAAGAAACUCUGCAGAGGAUAAAAAGCAACGACAGCUCCCUGACAGAGGUCAACCUCAACAACAUCAAGAACAUCCCUAUUCCAACACUGAAGGAAUUCUCCAAAGCCAUGGAGAAGAACACGAGUAUCAAGAAGUUCAGCCUGGCAGCAACCCGGAGUAACGACCCAGUCGCCGUGGUGUUCAGUGACAUGUUGCGAGAGAACAAGACGUUGCGAAGUUUGAACCUGGAGUCUAACUUCAUCACCGGGGCUGGGAUGCAGAGUAUAAUUGAUGCAUUGCGAGACAACGACACGCUCAUAGAGAUCAAGAUAGACAACCAGAGGCAGCAGCUGGGUACUACUGUAGAGAUGGAGAUGGCUAAAAUGUUGGAACAAAACAACACCAUAAUAAAGUUUGGCUACCGCUUCACCCAGCAAGGACCUCGCUCCAGAGCUGCCGCAGCUAUCACCAAGAACAAUGACCUGGUACGCAAGAAGCGAGUGGAAGCUGACCUGUAGGGACGGCGCUGUCUCCCAGCCAAUCCUGAUGUUUCAUCUCACCAUGUGGAAUAAUUUCAGCCAAUGCCCUGGUCUCAUCUCACUGUGUGGAUACUUAAGUCUUGUGCCAAAUUAUAGGGCAAGGCAUGCUCAACCCGAACAUACAUCUGAGAAGAACGGAAAAUAACUGGAAUUGCCCUAUCCCAUUUAAAUGUUCAUACUUAUGUUUAUUAUUGUUGUGUUGUUAUUGAAGGUGUAAACCUGAUUUGUUUUUAUUCAUUCCAUUUCAGCUGCUCCUUCUCUUUUCCUUUUUUUUCUGAGCCUUCAUGCGAUCUGUCCAGACUUAAAAAAAAAAUUAUUUUAUACUAUGCUAUAAUCAUUGUGGAGUAAUUUUGACAUUUAGCAAGUAACAGAAAUAACAAUAACACCUUUUGUCAAAAAAGAAUAACUCUGAUAAGUGAUAACUGAUAGUUUGAGGCCGAAGCUCCAAGUAUAUUAUCCGUAUUAGACCAACAAAGUGUGUCAUUAGAAAGAGUUGAGCGCCAGGAAGUGACAUGACAGUCUGCAAACCUUAUCUGACUGUACAGCUGUUCGAUAACAUAAGGUAUCAUGAGGUAACCAUGGGGGGGUGCAGGGGUAGUUGAUUGGAGUUGCCCUGCUGGUGUGUGUAAUGGUUAACAUAAGCCUUAGAACAGCUGUUGGCUCACCUUCUUACAUGAAUUGAAUACUGUACGUAUCAAUGCUUAAUGUUUAUAAUACUUAACGGUUUUAUUCUAGCUUAAGAUCUUAUCGUCAUACUGUUUAAAUUCUGAUGGUGGUUAGGACUUAUAUCCCUUAACAUGAAUUAUACAUAGGUGUACUGUAAAAGGAGCAGGAUGCUAACUUCUGCCUGCUCUUACAAAGGAUGCUGUAACAUUUCUCUGAUGUUUAACCAAGACUAACACAUGCAGUGCUUAAAGUAUCGCCAUGGUAACGGUUAUUGGUUUAGGGUUUGGCCUUGUCAGCUACAGUCACUCCCUCACAUGGGAAACAACAAUUAUCUAGACAUUGUUGAGAUCAAAUCAUGCUAUUACAUUUAGAUUUUUUCCCCCCAUGCCAUUUAUAGCACAAUCUUCAGCAGGUAGUUCUCUGAGAUGUGAGGAGGAGUCUGCAACCCUCAGGCUGCGGCUUCUUGUGAACUAUUUCUCCUAGAUCUUAAAUUUCACUUUCCGCUCGUUCACACUUCACUUGGCUCUCAGCAGUAGCAUGUCAUUCCUUAUGUAACAGAUAAUAACAUGCUAUGUGUGCCUCCAACUGAACUUCCUGAGGUACACUGACCUGCUUGAGAGGCGAAUAACAGGACUAAUUCAGGAUUACUUGAAAAGUGUAUAUACUGUUUAUGUAUAAGAGGAAUAAUAUGCUGGCAUGAACAUCACAUCAUGUUUCUGUUGACCAAAAAUGUUCCUUCAUCUAACAGCCUCACAUUCCUUGGACAAUAAGUUUGGGUUUUAUAUCUGUGUACUUCUUACCUGCUCAUAUCGUAUUUCUUCUUUGACCUUUUUUGUUUUUACAUUACUGUGCUGUGAUGGGGGACGGUCAGCUUAAGUGGAAAACUGCUUCUUUGCCUGGGCUUGUUAAAAGUGGUCUGUGAUUCAUAAUAUGUAUAUUAUUAAUUGUAAAAUGCCAUCUCAAAUUCAAAGUGCACACACACUCACACAGGUUUUUAUGUGUGUACCACUUAGACCCACACAUUGCUGAGAUUCUUUUGUACUUUAAAUGUAAACUCCAGGUGUAGGCUCAAUAUAAAGAAAAUGUACUAUUAUAAACCCACAGGACUGGUAAAAAAGCACUGCUGAAUAUAAGACAUCCUCAACAAUAAAUGUUUUUACAUA